Molecule: messenger RNA, 1542 nt
Organism: Bufo gargarizans (Asiatic toad)
Lineage: Eukaryota; Metazoa; Chordata; Amphibia; Anura; Bufonidae
Product: keratin, type II cytoskeletal 5-like
Biological process (GO): intermediate filament organization; keratinization
Cellular component (GO): keratin filament
Molecular function (GO): structural constituent of skin epidermis
Source: RefSeq, a predicted model, not a curated record
AUGUAUGGUGGACCUGGAAGUGGUGUUGGUGGUUCAAGCUUCAGCUAUAGGGUUGGUAGUGGAUAUGGUGGUGGCUCUGGAUUUGGUGCUGGUGGUGGAUUUGGUGCUGGUGGUGGAUUUGGUGCUGGUGGAGGAAUUGGAAGUUAUGGUUUUGGGUCUGGUACUGGAUAUGCUGGUGGAUUUUGUCCACUUGGCAUCACACCUGUUACUGUCAACAAAAGUCUCCUUAUACCACUAAAUUUGGAGAUGGAUCCAAGGUUACAAGAAGAAAAAAAAGAAGAAAAAGAGCAGAUUAAAACACUCAACAACAAAUUUGCCUCCUUCAUUGACAAGGUUCGUUUUCUUGAGCAACAAAAUAAAGUGCUAGAAACUAAAUGGACACUUUUACAAGAGCAGAAAACUGUGAAAAGUAAUAUGGAACCCAUGUUUGAGUCUUAUAUAACAUGUCUAAGACAGAAACUUGAAUUCAAUAAUAGGGACGGAAUUAAACUGGAAGCUGAACGUAAAAACAUGCAAGAUGUGGUAGAGGAUUAUAAAAAAAAAUAUGAAGAUGAAAUUCAUAAGCGCACCACUGCUGAAAAUAAUUUUGUUGUCCUUAAAAAAGAUGUGGAUGCUGCCUUCUUGACUAAAGCAGGACUCGAGGCAAAGGUUGCAGAGUUGAUAGCUUUUAUCAAAUUCUUACAAGAAAUAUUCCAGCUGGAGAGAGAACAGCUCUAUGAACAAAUUUCAAAUACUUCAGUUGUGGUGAGCAUGGAUAACAACAGAAAUCUGGAUACGGAGAGCAUCAUUGCAGAGGUCAAAGCUCAAUACGAGGAUAUGGCUAACAAGAGCAGAACAGAGGCUGAAUCAUGGUAUCAAACUAAGUAUGAGGAAUUGCGUAUCUCCGCUAAUAAGCAUGGCGACGACUUAAGGAACACCAAAAUUGAAAUUGCAGAGCAAAACAGAAUGAUAAACAGACUUAAGGGAGAAAUAGACAGUGUUAAAGCUCAGCGAGCCAAGUGCGAAUCUGCUAUAGCAGAGGCUGAAGAACGUGGAGAAGCUGCUAUCCAAGAUGCUAAAAAUAAACUUGAUGAGUUGGAGGAUGCUCUACAAAAAUGCAAGCAUGACCUGGCUCGCCAAAUUCGUGAAUGCCAAGAAUUGAUGAAUGUCAAAUUGGCUUUGGAUGUGGAGAUUGCCACCUACAGGAAACUUCUGGAAGGAGAAGAGAACAGGUUGUGCGGAGAUGGCGGCCCUGUCAGUAUCUCGGUGGUGAGCUCCACUAUUGGAGGAAUCGUUUCUUCAGGUGGAGGAGGCUAUGAUAGUGGAAGCGGAUUCUACCAUGGAGGAUCUGGCUUCACCUCUGGCAGUGGAAGAAAUGUGUCUGGAACUAGAUUUAGCAGUGGAAGCGGCAUGAGCUCUGGAUAUUCCACAGGUGGAUUACACAGUGGUUCUGUUGAGCAUGUUACAGGUGGUCUGCACACCCCUGAGGGUUAUUCUUCUGGUGGUGGAAGCAGCUCAAGUGUUAGCAUUGUCAGAAAAUCAUCAUCCACAAGAAAAGUCUAA